AGUAUUCAUUUUCACUUUUUUACUAGACCGAGCAGAGUCGGAUGUGCACAAGCCUAUAAAUAUUACGGACUUCCAGGACACAUUGAACACCGUAAAUGUAACGAAACUCGUCACCCUGACAUAUGUUCGUUUAAAAAAACAAAGUCUGGAAAUCAUAGAUUGUUAUGUAAUGCUGAGGUUUGUGGGUCCUCGAAUGUCACCAUAGGCUCUGUAAAUGCAAAAAUGGGCAAAGUCACUGACUGGAUUCCUACAUCCAAGGAUACAAUAACUGUAACUGUACAAGAAGCCGUAAAAACAAACCAAAAAAACGGCUUUGGCUUUCUGUACAUAAAGUGUGGGAAUAUUCUUCAGUCGCUCAUCUUCCAACCGAUCCUAAAGAAAGUCGAAAAUAACAGCGUGAGAAACAACAUAAAUGUUAACAUCGUUGUGCUGGACUCUGUGGCGAGACCGCAUUUUUAUCGAAUUCUACCAAGAUCAGUGGCGGUACUCCGCGCGAUUUCACAAGAUCCCGAUAUCAAGGCGACUGCGUUGGAUUUUGAGUUGUUUCAGAGUGUUGGUCAACAUAGUUUUGACAACCUGAGGCCUUUGUUUUCUGGUGUUAUCAAAGGUAAACGUUAUGCGGGAACGGAUCCAGGAAUUUUUGAUUCGGGGGUCCAAACUUUGGUUGAGAAAGGAUUGUUGAACUUUUUUGUGGUAUAUUACUUCUCCUCCACACCCCCUUCCACCAGUCGUGGUUGUACGUUAUAAUUCCUUGAACCCUAACCGUCUACUUGAACUCUACUCGUAAAGGAUGCACCCUUGCAUCAUCCUCCUCUUGUGCUAAGCGUCAGCUCUGAUAGGGAGCUUAGGCAAUGGCGACGGCAAUGAGAACGUCAAAAAGCAAAAAAUUACAAUUUUAAACAUGAAGCACACUUUUUGGUACAAUACUUUGCCUUAACCUUACGACCACUAGGUCCUUAUGCGACGUUUUAUGGACGAAGAUUUUUUCCCUUUCCAAUCUCGGAUGUGGUAUCCAAGAAUUCGACUCCAGAGAAAUUCACACUGACCUACUAGUUUCAAUCACGAGUUGUAACAAUUGCGACAAAGUUAAAAGAAUGCGAAUUCUUUUCAAUAGUACAAUAUUCAUCCCUGGGUAUUGUUAUUCAUGACAUUAUAAUAAGGUAUGGGGAAUCAAGCUGACCUGGGACAAGACCAAGACAGACUGAAUUGAAUACAGGUAAUCUGGAACCCGAUUUACUCGCUGGGGAGGGAAGGUGGGUGGCUAUACGUCCUUAGUGUUGGACAAAGUGAAGUGAAUGGGACAAUGCGUGACAGUGUUUCCUAUUAGAUAUACUCAUUUGCAUGUCAUUAAUUAAUCCCCAGGGAUGAUCUUUACAAUUCAAAUGGAAUGUGAACGGCCGUUGUCGCUGCCGUCGCCUUCGUCGUUGGGUUAAAGCUUCCUGCUGGCUGGCCUUAUUUAGCGAUGUUGAAGGCAAGGCCAAGGAGGGAAGGGUGUUGGAAUGUCAGUUAUUAUCAGUAAAUUUUCUAUGUAGUUUUUCAUUGUUGUUAGAUGUCCAGGCUGAGCCAUCUGUAAAAAGUGUAAUUCAUUUGUUUAUUUACUAUAAAAAACAACAGCGUGUGCAAACGAACGAACCCAAGCUCCCGACCUGCCUAGUCCCUGUACGGCUUCUUUCCAGGCCUAUUCGGGCAACGCAUUUCGAAGUCGUAUCCGAGACGAACACUCGAUCGGACCACGUGACCCGGAAAGCAUAGGCUGCACGGGUAAUAAUGAGGCCUAGGGACUAGGCGGGGUCCCUACGAGGUCAUUGACCCUAUAAACCGCGAUAAAUUUGGGGGCUUUGGCGUUCGUCCCUGGGAGCUGCUGUUAAUACUUCUUGUUUCAUCAGUUCAUUUAAUCGCAAGCUUGUUGUGCGUAGUACAAAUAACCUUAAAAACAUGAAAUUGCACUUUUUGUUGGCUUUAGUUUUUCUUCGGAUACACGGGAUUUCCACCUUUUUUCCUGAAAAUCACACACUUCCCCAUUCCAAUUGGCCUUUUGCAAUUAAGUUUGAUCCCGAGAUGCAAAGUGUCUUUCGGAUGUGCAAGGUGCGGAAACUUCUUAAACGGGUCCUUACAAGCUCCUAGUUGUUUCGUGGGAAAGUAAAUUGCAUAUCAUGACCUUUUAGCUCCAUUCAGAUUUAAUUCUACACUGUUUUUUUCUUUUUCUAUAGAUGACGAUGAAAUCAGUGACCGAGCAAAGACCGCAAAGGACCCUCUGGGGGUAGAAGUGUUGUUUGGGGCCUUCAGUAAAUGGGGCUACCAGACUCUCUUCCAAGAAGAUCUUUGUUGGUACGACUACUGGGGUAUUGGAUUGACGGACCUUCAAGUAAGAGCAAGGCCUGAUGGAGAUUCUGAAUUUAAAGACAGGUACCUUCGUUAUACUCCUGACCAUAAGUUUAGAGAGAAAGGUACCAAUAUUAUGAAAUACCUGGAAAAAUAAUGGGGCCGUAGCAUUUAGUUCAAUUACAAAGGAAACGGUACCUUUCUUUAUAUUAGGGACGUUAAGCAAAUCGCUACGGCGACCUCUAUUACGGCGGCCUCGUGGAUACGGAGUCGUGGGGAGAGUAUCUUCAAGAGACACCACGGUAGUCAGCCAUCUUUAAGCAAGCGGCACCCAAACAGUGACUACAGGAUUUUCGCACAUUCACUUUCGCUGUCAGUAAAACGCAGGGAAGACGUAAUUACCGGAAAACCAGACUGGGCGUCAAAUACUUUCUUGAUAAAGUGAAAAAAAAAUCUAUGCAUGAUAGGUUUUCAAACCAGCGAUAGUUAAAAUAGGAGAAAACUCGAAUUUUAUACUCACGUAGUAGCGACUACGCCACAAGACUGGUCUUCACCGUGUACGAUUUGUCGCUACGGCGAGAGGUCAUGCGCACUGCGUCGUUUAUGAGCUAUUUUACUUCCGGCCACCACUGCAAAGUUAAAACUUGAGUCAAACUUAGUCACACGUACACUGAAGGGGCCAUAAAAAUUUUCCUUAUUAACGGGGUGUUUGUAUUAAGAGGGUGUCCAUAAAGCGAGAUUUGACUGUAUAGUUAGUUGUUUGCUUGUUUGUGUUUUUUCUUAGAUUGCCAAAGUCAGUUCCGACUUCUCCGAUAGCCGUUUCAGUCCAUACGAUUAUUUGGGUGCUACUAUGGGAAAAAUUGCAUUUAGUGCACAGUCAAAGUGCGCAUAACCUAAAACAUGUUCUUCUGUUAUCUGAAAGUACACACUACUUAGAGAAUUUUUAGUUUACGAAAAAAAAUGCGAUUUGAAGAAAACGUCACUUUUAUAACGAAGUUUUAAAGUGUCUUUUUUAAUGCCUACGUUAAAGGUGCUACUAUGAGAAAAAAUGUAUUCUGUUGCAGAUGGAGUGAAUUCCAAAAUCGAGUGAGUACAAAACAUAUUGACGGCUUUGGCCUGACACACUUUUCCUGCACAGUAUAUAAAAAAUACAGCAUGACAAACCCUUACGAGACUCCACCUCAGAUUUGUCUAAACGGGGAGUUUUACAGUCAGUAUUUCCUGGAUUACAUAACGAAAGUUUACGCUGCCAUGAACAAAGACGAAAAGGCCAAAUCGAUGCUGUCUUUUAUACACUUUAACACUGGACACGAGCAUACUGGGGUACGAAUGAUCAACAUGGAUGCCAACUUGGCAAAGUUCUUUGUGAAUAUAGUUCAGAGUCCGGACACUCUUACUGUGAUAUUUUCCGACCAUGGCAACAAGAAUACCCAGUAUAGCUAUACUGACGAAGGGAGAAGAGAGAUUUUUGAUCCGUUCCUGUUUAUGAUAAUUCCAGACCAAGUGGCUGAAAAGCUCGGCCAUCAGCGAAUGACGGCCCUGGUUGAAAACCAAAAGCGUCUAUUUACGUUGCUGGACCUACAUAGAGCACUUGUGUCUUUAAACCAUCCUGAACUAAUGAGCUCCCAGAAUUCCACUGCAGUAGGAAUAUUUUCUGUUUUACCAGCAAACCGCACAUGUGCAGAUUUGCAGUUGAUGCCGCUGACCAGGUGCAAGUGUGAAGGGUUCGACGAUUAUAGUCGGGCAGAAGACAACUCAAAAAACCACAAAUGGCUAGCGGAGUUUGCACUCGGGACCUUAAAUGAUGCCAUACAGACACAACAUUUAGGAGGUACAUGUAAUUGUGUGCUUAUUUAAUAAGCAACUACCACGACGAGGCCAGGGUAACGUCACUAAAAAGUAAAUUUCCAUUCUUUAAACUCGUCAUUAUUCUGUCUCAUGUGACAGGGGUGUGCAUUCAAGUAUAAAAAGGGAAAGAAAAAUUCGUUGUGAUGUAAUCACGUCCGUUAUUGAACCGUCGAACUGACAAAUUUCAUUUCCAAGUUGGGCGGAGGAGGCCAAAGAAAUAUACUAAAAGUGUGAUGGACUGGCACAUCAUGUUACGCUGUGAAAAAAAAUUGACGUUACAGCCUCUUAUUGGUUUAGAUAGCGGCCCGAGGUUAUUCACUUAACUCAUAGAAAUCACCAAAUUGUUUUGAAGCUCAAAGAAAACGAUCUCUACACCGGGGCGAGCAAAUUGUAAACAUUCUCUACUUUCAGUGUUCGUAAAAGACACCAUGAGCUGGUCUAAAACGGUAGUAACCUGCGAACGUGCCUACUUCCAAAUGUUAGGGAGUUUAGCAAAGGCGGUUUUGAAUUUUGAGUGACACACGUCAACCGGAUGUGAGGCGUUUUCCCCUUUAAUAUAUCUUGAAGCUGCCAAAUUCGUAAUGCUUAGCGUCUUUGUUGUUAUAAAGACGACUUACCCAAAAAUUUAGGAAGAAGUUUGCAAAAAGUACACUUCCAGUUGACGCGUGUCGCUCAAAAACGUCUUUCUUAAAACUCCCUAUUGACUGUUUAACGAGUUGUUUCCGUUCGUUUUUUACAGGUGCUGGUGAAGUUGUAACCUCAUCCCAAAGGUAUGGCUAUGGAAACUGUCAGCGCUUGGUGGGGAAAUCAUUUACUAAUAUUUUGCAACGUUUCCAAGGAGACUACAUCUUGACGACAAUGGAUCUCCACGUGGUUCCUCCAGCUGGUUUUACAGAAGACGAAGUCUUUAAAGUUUCUUUGAAAAACUACGCAAAGCCAGAAGACAAAGUUUGGUUGACAAGUUAUACUCGCCAGUCCAGAUAUAGCAAGUUUAAGACAUGCGCAGACAAGUCAGUUGACGUUAGACUUUGCGCAUGCGCUAUUGAUCAAACUAAUCUUGCUGAAUCAGUCAGCGAUGGGGUUCCGAGUAAAAUGUUUGGUUCGGAGACCGUUGUAAAAUACCUCCACUCAGGAUGUCUUUUGUUUCUGAGAAGGGAUCACGGAUCAACCUCUUUAGCGUUGGAAGUAGCAAACGUAUGCUACGAUCGCACUUACAAAUUUAAACUGGAUGGUGGAGGAACUGAGAGGCUUUUUUCUAGAACCCUUCCAAUAAAUGUUGAAUUGCUACCCAGGUCAUUUUAUUUUCUAACAUCCAUUACGAAAUAUGCGUCGAAAUUCACCCAUCAAUUAUAUUUUACAGCAAGUGUAGAAGUUAAAAAUGACAAUUCAGAAGAUUUUAUAAACUUGGGAGAACAUGACGUGUCUGAGUAA
Porites lobata is the source of this 5601-nucleotide messenger RNA. Lineage: Eukaryota; Metazoa; Cnidaria; Anthozoa; Scleractinia; Poritidae. The record is from the annotation of a GenBank genome assembly.